Molecule: messenger RNA, 1914 nt
Organism: Entrophospora candida
Lineage: Eukaryota; Fungi; Glomeromycota; Glomeromycetes; Entrophosporales; Entrophosporaceae
Source: the annotation of a GenBank genome assembly
AUGUUUAUAAAGUUAUAUGACAUAAUUGUAGCUUUCUUUAGUGUAAUUUUGGACAUUUUUUUUCGUGAGGUUAAAUCAAGAGGAUCACAUAAAAUACCUAAAGAAGGCCCUGUAAUUUUUGUUGCUGCUCCUCACGCAAAUCAAUUUGUUGAUCCGUUGGUUUUAAUGCGACAUUGUCAAAGACAAGUUUCAUUUUUGAUUGCUGAAAAAUCAAUGAAACGUAGAUAUAUUGGAAAAGGUAGAAUAUAUUUAGAAAAUUCAAAGCUUGAUCCUACAUUGAUAAAAGGAAUUGGCACGGAAUUUACAAAGGAUUUAAAAGUUGGAUCACAAAUUGCAUUACCUGAUAAUAAUAGCGUCUCAGAAGUUAUCAAAAUAAUAUCUGAUACUGAGUUGAUUAUCAAAAAAGAAUUUAAAGAAUUGGAUGCAUUUAAAUUAUUGACUAACAGUGAAGGAACAGACUUUAAAUGUUUACCUCAUGUUGAUCAAAGUCAAGUUUACAAAUCUGUAUAUAAUACUCUGAAUGAUGGUAACUGUAUUGGGAUAUUUCCAGAAGCUGGUGUCACAAUAAUGGCUUUAGGUGCUAUGGCACGUAAUCCCAACCUUGAUGUAAAGAUAGUUCCAUGUGGUUUGAAUUAUUUCCAUGCACACCACUUUAGAUCACGCGCAGUUGUAGAAUUUGGUUCCCCUAUUUCUAUAACACCAGAUUUAGUUGAAAAUUUUAAAAAAGGUGGAACUGAUAAACGUGAAGCAUGUAGCAAAUUAUUAGAUAUUAUUUAUAAGGGUUUAAAAGCUGUUACUGUUAAUACACCAGACUAUGAGACAUUAAUGGUAAUUCAAGCUGCUCGUAGAUUGUAUAGACCAGAACAUCAUAAAUUGGAAUUACAUGAAGUGAUUGAGUUGAAUCGUAGAUUUUUAUCAGGAUAUAUGAAAUUUAAAGAUAACGACAGAGUAAAAGAAAUGAAUAAUAGAGUUAUGGCUUAUAAUCAAUUGUUAAAGUAUCAUGGAUUGAAAGAUCAUCAAGUAAAUAAAACAGUCGAAGAUGGCUAUCGUGUAUUAUUUUUAUUAAUCUAUAGAAUAAUUGUAUUAACUAUUUGGAUUAUAUUGGGAUUGCCUGGAUUUAUUCUUAAUCUCCCGCUUAUAAUAAUUGCUCGUGUAAUAAGUGCAAAGAAAGCUAAAGAGGCAGUAGAAUCUUCUAGUGUAAAAGUUGCCGGACGUGAUGUCCUUGCUACUUGGAAAUUGUUGGUUGCACUUGUUGUCACCCCAUUAUUAUAUGGAUCAUAUGCAUCACUUCGACCACUUUUCUUAUCGUUAAUUCCUUCAACAAAAUCAUAUUUUCAAACAUUGAGAGAAGUCCGUGAACAACUAUCAUAUGAUCUUACAGAAUUAAUAAAUGAACUUGGACCAAAAAUUUAUCCAGACUUUGAUAAUUCACGUUUAGUUAGAGAAGUUAAGGGGAAAAGCAGAAGUGGAUCAGCUUCACCUUCACCAUCUAGACCAUCAUCUACAGGGUUACAAUUUAGUAGUUUCUUGACUAUUUCAGAUUGGUUAUCAGAAAAAAAUUUGGAUUGGGAGAGAGCUGAUGAUUCAGACUAUGAUGAUGUAUUUUUCUUUUUAGAUCAACAGAAUGGAAAAAUAACGGGACGUAGUAGAUCAAAUUCACGGACACGGAUAAAAGAUCAGGGCUCAAGAAGUAGGUCAAGCUCAAUUGGAUCAAAUAAUGAUGGGGGUUUGGGAAGUAACGGGAACACUAUUGGGAUCGAGCCUUUAUCAACUGUUGAUCAAUCACCAAAAAUUGAAAGAAACCAUUCAGAUCUUUCUUUACCUAAAUUUACAUUUAAAGAUUGUGACGAAGAUUCUGGCUAUCAUGGCGAUAAAGAAUAUGAUGACAAGAUUGAAACUAAAAAAGAAGUUUAA